Penicillium odoratum is the source of this 1128-nucleotide messenger RNA. Its product is annotated as zinc-binding alcohol dehydrogenase family protein. The transcript has a single exon. NCBI's taxonomy places the organism in Eukaryota, Fungi, Ascomycota, Eurotiomycetes, Eurotiales, Aspergillaceae. The record is from RefSeq and is a predicted model, not a curated record. Bases 1 to 1128 code for a protein of 375 amino acids. Gene Ontology annotation, molecular function: oxidoreductase activity, acting on NAD(P)H.
AUGAAGAUUCCCCAAUCAAUGAAAGCCCUCGUGGGCAAUCGCUCUAUCAUCACACGCCUAUCAAACUAUGCACGCAGCAACUCAUCCGGAGACGGAGUAAAAAUCUCCACCAUCCCCAUCCCCACAAUUGAAGAACAAGAAAUUCUCGUCCGAGUACACUCUGUCGCUCUCAAUCCAACCGACUUCAAACACAUCGAUAUCCUAUCCCCCCGCGGCGCAAUUAUCGGCUGCGACUACGCAGGGACCGUCGCGAAGGUCGGAUCCAACGUGACGGGAUGGACAGUCGGCGAUAGAGUCGCCGGAGUCACGCACGGAGGACUGUACACUGAUCGAGGGUCUUUCGCGGAGUAUCUCAAGAUACCUGGCGAUUUAGCGUGGAAAGUCCCUUCGUCAAUUAGCGAUGAGCAGGCUGCUACAUUUGGCGUCUCCGCUGUUACGGCUAUGUUGGCGUUGAAUACUCGACUUGGUGUACCCUGGGUAGAAGGAGGGGAGAAUAAGGAUGGACAUAAAGAUGAAGAUGAAGAUGAAGAGCGAUCGAAGACUCCUAUUCUUAUCUAUUCUGGUGCAACGUCUGCUGGACUUUAUGCUAUUCAGUUGGCGAAGUUGGGGGGGUUGAAAGUCGUUGUUACCGCUUCUCCGCGCUCGCAUGAUCUCGUUAAAGAAUAUGGUGCGGAUGAUGUAUUUGACUAUCGAUCAUCUACUGCUGUUGAAGAGAUUAUCCGUGCUUAUCCGAGUCUUGAUCGGGCGAUGGAUUGUUUUUCCGAAGGUGAAUCUACUGCGUUUUGUGCGGAUGUGGUUCGCAAGAAUAAGGGUUCGGUGGUUACACUUUUAGACUCUGGGAAGACGGAAUGGGAUGGUGUGAAGGUGGACUUUUUGCUUGCCUACACGGCUAUGGGGGCUGAGUUUCAAUGGCUUCCUCCGUUCGGGCCUAAAUUUGGCAAGGCUCCUUCUGAUCGUGAAGCGUUGCGCAGAUUCUAUGCCUCGUUGCCGGGGACUUCUAAAAUUCUCAGACCGCCGCCUCUUCAGGUGAUUGAGGGAGGACUAGAGGGCUUGAGAACAGGGCUUGAUCUGCUACGCCAAGGAAAGGUUUCGGGUACUAAAUUGGUUGCGCGUUUGAUUUCGAAGUAG